This is a messenger RNA of Alosa alosa (allis shad), 3693 nucleotides long. RefSeq names its product ataxin 2-like (gene atxn2l). Gene Ontology annotation, molecular function: RNA binding. Gene Ontology annotation, cellular component: cytoplasmic stress granule. Gene Ontology annotation, biological process: cytoplasmic stress granule assembly. NCBI's taxonomy places the organism in Eukaryota, Metazoa, Chordata, Actinopteri, Clupeiformes, Clupeidae. The record is from RefSeq and is a predicted model, not a curated record.
CGCUUGUACUCUCAAUCCCGCGCGGAUCGAGCGAAGCCUACCGAGGAGGUGGUGUGACCGACCGCGGGGUUUUAACCCAAAACCAGAAGAUAAUAACUUAGUAUUAUUUGCCACUGACAUAAACGCAUUGUCAAGUGUGUCGGCAAGCAACCCUCGGCUGGAAGAAUUCGGGUCUCUGACUUGGCUUUUGGAGAUAACGUUAUUCAACUUGGCCAUGUUGAAGCCACAGCAGCCCAGCUCAAGUGGGCGAAAAACAUCAAAUGGGACCUCUGGGUCGAGUACUAUGUCUUCCGCAGCAAGUGGGAUCAACACUAGCAACAGAACAACGGUCGGGAGGACUCGGUCGGUGAAACCUCCUUUCCAGUCUCCUCCUGUAUUUGAGGGAGUAUAUAACAAUGCCAGAAUGCUACACUUCCUGACUGCUGUAGUGGGCUCCACCUGCGACGUGCGAGUGAAGAACGGCACUGUGUAUGAGGGAAUCUUCAAGACACUCAGCUCACGGUGUGAGCUGGCCGUGGACGCGGUGCACAGGCGUGGCGAGGGCGAGAGCCCUACAGCGCCCCCUAGGAGAGAGGAGAUCACCGACACCAUGAUCUUUAGCCCAAACGACCUCGUCACCAUGACCUGCAGAGACGUGGACCUCAAUUACGCCACCAGAGACACGUUCACAGACACAGCCAUCAGCUCAGGCCGAGUGAAUGGCGAGCACAAAGAGAAGGUCCUGCAGAGAUGGGAAGGCGGAGACAGCAAUGGAGAGAGCUACGACCUGGAGACAGACGCCUCCAAUGGGUGGGAUGCUAACGAGAUGUUCCGCUACAAUGAAGAGAAUUACGGAGUGAAGUCCACAUAUGACGCCAGUUUGUCUAUGUACACUGUUCCUCUGGAGCGAGGGAACUCUGAUAACUUCCGUGCGCGUGAGGCGCGGGCGGCGCGGCUGGCCAGCGAGAUCGAGUCCAGUCCUCAGUAUCGCCACCGCGUGGCGCUGGAGAACGAUGACGGCAAGACGGAGGAGGACAAGUACAGCGCCGUGAUGCGCGACGCCGAGAGGGAGCGCGGCCGAGAGAGCCCCCGGGAGAGGGGACGCGACAGCCCCAGCGGGGGGAGCAGAGAGGGGAAGUACAUCCCUCUGCCCCAGCGGGCGCGUGAGAUGGGUGGUUCUGGGGGAGGUCUGCGUGGCGAUAGGGUCAGCGAGCGCUCUGAGCGAGGAGGCCGCGGCGGGUACCACCCCAGUCGCUCCACGCCCCCGAGCUCGUCUCCACGGCCGCCGUUGCCCCCGGCGACCACCGGCGGCACGCCCUCGGAGCGCGGCAGCCCCCUCCCGGGCAGGGGGGGCUACACCCCCAGCAGCCCGCCCUCCUCCCACUCACACACACACGCCGCCGCGGUCCCGCACUCACACUCCCUCCCACACGCGCUGUCCGACGCAGGGAGGCCAGUCAACGGAGUCCCGUCAAGAACCUCCCCAAAGUCCCAGAGACCCCACCAGCCCAACCGACCAGUGCGCCCCUCCAACACACACCCCCCCACAGUGUCCCGUUCCCCCAAGUCGGACACGCCUUCCCAGGACCCCUCUGCUCCUUAUGUGGACAGCUCGCCCGUUUCCAUGGCGAAGCAGAAGCCCUCUGGCCCCACCCCUCUGUUCCCUGUAGAUGUGAAUGAGAUCAGUAAAGAGCGAGCCGCCGCCGCCGCAGCAGCAGCAGCAGAGGCUGCCGCCAGCCCCGAUGAUGGCAAGAGCAGCAAAGCUCCCUCAGCACAGCAGCGCUCUCAAAUUGAAGAGCUCCGCAAGUUCGGCAAAGAGUUCAGGCUCCAGCCCAGCCCAGGCGCCCCCAGCUCUCCCGGCGCGGCCGCCGCCCCUGCUGCUUCUGCCACCGGCCCCUCCGAGGCCGCCCAGCCUGGCGCGGCGGGGUCUGCGAAGGCCCCCUCGGCCGCGGACGCCCCGAGCGCUGCAGCGGCGGACGGCAAGCCCAGCUUGGCCCAGAGCCCCCCGGGCCAGCCGCCCGCGCCCGCCUCGCCUGCCGAGGAGCCGGGGCCCCCCAAGGACAAGGAGGCCGCCGCCACGCCUGCCGCCAGUCUGCCCGUUUCAGACAGGCAGUCGCCGGCCACCCUGCAGCCCGCGAGGACCCCUGGGCCCGAGGAGAGCAGGCCAGAGACGGCUACCGAGGCAGUCAUUGAUCAGGUGAAGAGAUCUACGCUGAACCCCAACGCCAAAGAGUUCAACCCCAACAAGCCUCCUGUUGCUCUGUCGAAGCCCACCUCUGCCCCCACGCCCCCCCGUCCGACCCCCCCCAGCCCGUCGGUGUUGCUGCAGCAGCACCCAGGUGGCCAGGGCCCCAUGUACAGCGCCUCCUACCUACCUUACAACCUGCAGCUCCACCCCGUACAGGCUCAGCAGAUGUACCAGUACCCCAUGCAGGCAGUUAACCAGGGCAAAUAUCCUCGGGCCAAAGGUUCAGUGGUGCCCCAGAGGUCUGACCACAGCUCGUCGGCGCCCCCUAUGCUCCAGGCUGCAUCUGCGGCAGGAGCACCACUGGUGGCCUCCCCGUACCCCCAGUCCUACCUGCAGUACAACCCCCCGCAGUACGGCCAGCAGCAGGUCAUCCAGGCCAUGGGCCCCUACCCCGGACAGCCCAUGUACUCCAUGCUGCAGGGAGGUGCGCGGAUGCUGGGCUCUGGUGGGGGCCACCCCCAGGCUCUCGGCCCUCCUGCUGGACCCCAGUUCCCUGGGCAGGGCGAGGGCCCACAGGGACCGCAGCAGGGCAUCUACGCAGCUCAGUCGUUCUCUCAUCACUCGGGCCCAGUUCAUCCUCCUCAGCCCUCUAGCACUCCCACUGGCAGCCAACCCCCUCCCCAGCACACAGCGCCCAGCCCUGGACAGAGGGGCCCCCAGCCCCAGUCCCUGUACCCUCUGGGCUCUGUCUCCCCCCACCCUCCUAGCCUGCCCCAGGCCACAGCUCCCCAGGCAUCCUACCCCCUGCAGGGCUACAGCCUCCACGGCCACCAGGGCAUCCCCCACACCUACACCUCCCUGGGACAGAUCGCUCAGGCUCAUGUCCAAGGCCCCAUGUCUGGCCCCCACCCCUCUGGGUCCCACGGCCCCCCCCAGAUGGUGAUGCUGCAUGCUCCUCCCCAGGCAGGCCCUGGCUCCGCCCAGCACCCUCAGCACGGCCCCCAGCAGGGCCCGCCGCAGCACUUCACAUAUAUCCACCCCCAGGCUGUUCAGGUCCAGCACCAAACCCAGCAACAUACCUUCCAUCCCCCUGGCAACUGAGUUCCUUCUCCACGGAGACGACUCUUUGACUCCUCCCUCCCCAUAGGCCACGCCCACCCACAAGAAGACUUGGACCAAUCAGGGGACGGGGGCAGAGUUAGGGGAUGAGCCUUGUUUUCCUCGUGUGUGUGUCCCAUAUCCAUAUCCAGUUCCCCCCCACCCCCCACCCCUUCACUCUGUCAUACACUACAGACUGAUGUGAACCCCACCCCUCACCCCCAGCCCAAAAUGGAACAUGGAGGAAUUUCAGUAGGUGCCCCGAAUCCCUUGCUGUGCCCCCCCUCCCUCCCUCCCUCCCCUAUUCUAUGCCAUGCCCACCCCCUCUCCCCACCCCCUUCGUUUUUAGGAGAAAUAUGCUGUCGCCUCGGCGGAGGAGAUGCAGAUCACGCUGACGAGGGUCUUGAAGUUCUACUGCCCCCUUGUGA